AGCAUGGCAAAUGAUGUCAAGCGAUGUCGACUCAGCGAUCUUGCAGGAGGGUCUUUCUGGCCCUUCUGAUCAGUCAAUGUAUCUGAACAAUCUGGCCAUCAGUCUUCAAGCCAGACUCGAGCAACAGGGUGUCCUGUCUGACCUGGAUGAGGCCAUCGAGCGUUACAGAGUUGUACUUCCACUCCGUUCCCCUGAUCAUCCUGGUCGAUCCACGACUCUCAACAAACUUACCAUCAGCCUUUAUGACAGAUGGAGGCGGCGGGGCUCUCCGUCUGACCUGGAUGAGGCCAUCACACUCCAUGCUGCCACCCUAGCACUAUGUCUCCCUGGCCAUAUUCCCCAAUUGGAGUAUAUCAACAACCUUGCCACCAGUCUUCGUGGCCGAUUUCAGCAGCACGGAACCCUGUCUGAACUGGAAGAUGCCAUCGAGCUCCACAGAGCUACACCCAUAUUCUGUCCACCUCACCAUGCUCUUCGAUCCAAUUAUAUGAACAACCUUUCCAUCAGCCUUUGUGACAACAGGGCGCUGUCUCACUUGGAUGAGGCAAUCGAGUUCUACCGGGCAGCACUCGCACUGCGUCCUCCUGGCCAUUCUCUCUGAUUCAUGUCUCGACGACCUUGCCACUAGCCUUCCAACUGGAUUCGCGAAAUGUGCCGCCCCAUCUGACCUGGACGAGGGAGGCCAUUAAGCUCCAUAUAGCUGCAGUCACGCUCCGUCCCCCUGACAAUCCUAGGCGAUUCGUAUUUCUCUACCACCUUGACAUUAACCCUGAAACCAUGUUCGAGCCGUAGGGUGUAUCAUCAGACUUGGAUGAGGCAUAUAGGCUGUAUAUGCAGCUCUCAAAAAUAUCUCAUUCAGUCUCUCGCCAAUGGGGUACACCAAUGAACAGAUAAAACACCACUCUGCCUUGCUUACCGUAUUCGUUCACAUAUGGCACUUAGUUUGAGACUCAUUCCCCGAUCUUUUAAACAUUUAGAGUACCGAACUUAUGCUCUAUCGUGUCGGCAUAAAAUAUCAUAUAGUUUUCUCAAG
Molecule: messenger RNA, 1033 nt
Organism: Suillus discolor
Lineage: Eukaryota; Fungi; Basidiomycota; Agaricomycetes; Boletales; Suillaceae
Exons: 1
Coding region: 11-601 (196 amino acids)
Molecular function (GO): protein binding
Source: RefSeq, a predicted model, not a curated record